CCACGUCGGCAACGUGUACACCAUGGCUUCCACCGACCCUGCGACGGUGAUCUUUGCCACACAAAGCCGCUUCUUCAGGAGGGACCCCCGCACCGCGGACUGGUUCCUGAUCGGAAAUGUUCCGUUCUUGCUCUUGCUCGUGCUCGGCUACGUUUACGUCGUUAAGAUAGGUGGGCCGCGUUUUAUGAAGGGACGCGCGCCAUUCGAGGGCAUCAAGCCCGUCAUCGUGAUCUACAACGCCACAAUGGUGCUCCUGAACUGCUACUUCGUGAUGGCCUUCCUCUCAAAGACGUACCUGGGCGGUGGCUACAGCUUCUUCUGUCAGGGAAUUGAUUUCGAAGCGCGCGACGAGAAUACUAUGAGUAUGUUGACCCAUUGCUGGAUGUACUUCUGGGUCAGAGUGUUCGACUUUUUGGAUACCGCGUUCUUCGUGCUGCGCAAGAAAGAGUCGCACGUGUCCCUCCUGCACGUGGCCCACCACGUCCUGGUAGUGUCCACCGGUUGGUACGGCCUCGCCUACGGAGCGGACGGCCACACGGCGUUCACCAUCAUCUUCAACAGCUUUGUGCACGUGGUCAUGUACUCUUACUACCUGUUGUCUCUCAUGGGGCCAUCAGUGCGGCGGUACUUGUGGUGGAAGCGAUACCUGACGCAGCUCCAGAUGUUUCAGUUCGUCGUUUUGAUGCUGCACGCGUCGAUUCCGUUGUUCGUGGACUGCGGCUUCCCGAGGGUUCACAUUUUCAUCGGUCUGCCGCAGGGAGUCUUUUUCCUCGUCAUGUUUCUUCGGUUCUACGCAAGUGCCUACAGUCACAGGAAGACGCUCACUGCGCAGAAUGGUUUCGUAAAGAAGAGGAAGUGAACUUGAGACUUUGAUAUGCCAGCGAUUCCUCUUUUCCGAAGCUGAAUCAGGCCGCGAUGUGUUCAAUGGGUUCUGUGAUUAUGAGCAUGUUUCGCUUAUGCUUUCUUUUAAAGAAUGUUUGAGCUUCUCUUGAUAGCAUGCUUCA
Rhipicephalus sanguineus (brown dog tick) is the source of this 1004-nucleotide messenger RNA. RefSeq names its product elongation of very long chain fatty acids protein AAEL008004. Gene Ontology annotation, molecular function: fatty acid elongase activity. Gene Ontology annotation, biological process: very long-chain fatty acid biosynthetic process; fatty acid elongation, monounsaturated fatty acid; fatty acid elongation, polyunsaturated fatty acid. The transcript has a single exon. Bases 23 to 859 code for a protein of 278 amino acids. Gene Ontology annotation, cellular component: endoplasmic reticulum membrane. NCBI's taxonomy places the organism in Eukaryota, Metazoa, Arthropoda, Arachnida, Ixodida, Ixodidae. The record is from RefSeq and is a predicted model, not a curated record.